AUGAUUUCUCGAGCAGCACUUGCUCGAAGUGUUUGUCUGCGAUGUCAAUUGCGACUCCUCGACCGGCCCAGGGCUCUCAGCUCUCUCCGAACACCCCCUUUUCGAUCCGAGUUCCUCCAGCGAAGGCAAUACAGUUCUGAAUCCGCCUGGGACCGACUUGAGGCAAAUUCAAAAGAGCAGAAGGCCGAAACUAUUCGAGAGAGGAAAUCUACCAGCAGCUUUUCGUUUAAAGAUGAACCAGCUUCAAAGCCAGCCGGGCCCCCUUCAAAUCACACCACGACAGUGGAAGAAGAUGCCGUGCCGACCAAGCAUAACGAGACCGAGUCUGAGGCUUCUACAGAGGCGACACCGAAGAAAGACAGUCCUCUACUGUUCAAAAAGUACAAUUCUAGGGAGCGUCGCGACCACAAGCGUAUAGGCAACCGCCAGGUGUAUCUCGAGCGUGAGCACCUCGAUGUCAGCAUGCUCGGCGAGAAGGCAAGGACUAUCGUCAUGCGCGAUUCGAGAAACCAGAAAAGCAUCACCCAACUACCCAUUGAGGAGCUUCUUCCUCCUGAGCAGCUUGAUAUCGCAUCGAGACUUGAAGCCGAGGAGAAGGAUCUUAGCAUGGAGGAGGCACUUGGCAAUAUUGAUGAGUUGCGUCCCAGCGACCCUAUCCUCUACCAGCACCAAUUUGACGAACUGCUGGAGGUGCUGGCCAAUGGUUUCACCAUUGCACAACUGAGGACCUAUUUGAUCGCCGCAAGCUCGACGGCUUUGAAGAUGCCUCAGCAGAAAGAGGCGGAAUACAGUUGGCUCGAAGCACAGUGGCCAUGGACCCCAUUGCAAAAGAUCGAGGUUGUCGGGUCACCCAAGGAGAGGAUGUGCAUCACUCUGUUGAAGGAAGCCUGGCAACUUAAGAUCAGGGAGAUGGUUGAUGGCAAGGGCGUCUUUGCUGCCAAGGUGAAGGAAAGAUUACUGGCCCUGUUGGCAAGAGACGAUAAGAGACUUGCCUCCAUUAGACAAACCUACCUCGAUGCGGGCGAGAAGAUACAGAUCUCUAGAUCGCGCGUGAGAAUUCUCGCAUCCAAGGCCAAGACGGAGACGAUUUUAAAGAAGCUCGACGAGGCUGCUCAGGACAUCGUUGUCAAAGAAUUCGAAGCUGGGUGGAUCACCAGCAACGGCGCUGACGCUGCGCUCUUGGAGCACUUGGGCCAACACACCAAUACAUUCAUUACUUACAACAAGGCCAACGCGAAGGCAAGUGUUCAUUUUUGGCAUAGCAUGUCUUCUCAUCUAACAGUACAUCAGAUCAAUGUCUCAUGGUUCAAGGACGCGACUGCCGAGGAAGGCCAAGAACCUCAGGACAACGUUGUCCAGCGCCUCCUUUACACCGCUCUUCACCCCAGGGACGCUUCUAUCAACCUCAAAUACCCCGAAGACAAUGAUGGCAGACUCGUCCCCGAAGUCCGAGGACGCGAGAAACUCUCAUGGAAAGAUAAACUCACGCAAUGGUCUCGUUGGGUGAAACCAACAGGCCGUGUCGGAUCUUUACAGCCUGAAGUUAACCUCGAUAGCAAAGAUGUUCUAUCGCGACCACUUCAAGCACUACCACAAGACUUGGAUGGGCCCUGGAGCAAGCCUUACAGCCCGAUAUUUGCCAGCUUCGGACACGUUCUUCAUAAGGGCGGUGACAAUUUCAGUCUUGUCGCAGCCGCGAAGAGCACAAACCACAUUUUCUCGCCUACCUCUCCGCCUCCUGCCAAUCUUGCCUCCUUGUCCAAAGCUGUCACCUCGUCCAAGCCAGUCACGACUUCCCUCAUUCUCAGCUUCCGUCCUCAUCCUUCUGAGGAUAAGAAAGUAACCCGUAAUCUCCCCCAACUUCUCGAGCUUCAUCUCACCGUACCCGAAGACCUUCCUGAAGGUCCCCUUUCUUGGGACGCAUGCCCCAAGCGUCUCGUCGCAGUGCUGGACCAAAACUUUACCGACAUCGCGUAUCCUUCCCAGCCAAUCGACCUUCGCCUCUCCCAGCCCGCACUGACGACCAUGUCCCCGCCCGCUCUUGAUACCUCUCCAUUCCGCGAGUAUAUCGAGGCAGCAAAGCUAGAUCUCCUGGCAGGCCGUCUUGGCCCUCCCUCCGAAAUCACACUUUCCGAACUUCCCUCCACAAGUAACGGCAAAUCAAUUUCCAAGCCGGCAAAGUAUAUGUUCGUAGGCCUGGAGAUGCGACGCACACUGGACGUUGAAUAUGAGGGGCAUAGACUUCAGUACACGAGUAUCCAGGCAGGUCAUCAUGGUGGUCGACGCGCGGAGAUGGUUCUAGAAGCCACGCCUGUAGACGGUUCAUUGUCUGAGAAGGAUCAGGAAACAUACAUGCAAAAAUACCUGGCUCUGGUCCAGGAUUUGGCUCAAGGAGAGGUUGUCAAGUGGGUUGGAGAGAGGAACCCAGCGGCAGAGCAUGUAGGAAAAGACAAGGUGGUGGAAAAGGCCGCGGCGGAGGAAGCCGGCUUGGAAGGAAAUCAGGAGCCUCGCAUAUCUGAGCUCUUUGAAUCACUGCUGUUCCCCGCCAAGGAACAAGAUGCUAAGACAGAGGUGGCGAAUGGAGUACAGGAGCAAGAUGUAAAAGCAGCGCCUACUAACGAUGGAUAA
Messenger RNA from Colletotrichum truncatum, 2628 nucleotides. RefSeq lists its product as uncharacterized. Lineage: Eukaryota; Fungi; Ascomycota; Sordariomycetes; Glomerellales; Glomerellaceae. Gene Ontology annotation, cellular component: mitochondrial inner membrane. The record is from RefSeq and is a predicted model, not a curated record.